Messenger RNA from Schizosaccharomyces japonicus yFS275, 1090 nucleotides. RefSeq names its product RecA family ATPase Rlp1. NCBI's taxonomy places the organism in Eukaryota, Fungi, Ascomycota, Schizosaccharomycetes, Schizosaccharomycetales, Schizosaccharomycetaceae. The record is from RefSeq and is a predicted model, not a curated record. Bases 99 to 866 code for a protein of 255 amino acids. Gene Ontology annotation, biological process: double-strand break repair via homologous recombination; mitotic recombination; recombinational repair. The transcript has a single exon.
UAUUUGUAGUGGGAUGUGUGAGAGCCCCCACAUAGAGGGCUUCUAUUAUCGACAGUACCCAAGGAAGCACGCACACUCUCCCACUCUCAUGUCGCUGGAUGAGGGCUAUUACAUGGCUUGGUGAGUCUCGCCGAGAAUGGCAAAAACGUUCGUGGGCGCACAUCAAUCAAAAAUAUGACAGUACGGAGCGUGUUGUGCUGUCUGGUUGUGAAUUCGGCGAACUUUCGGUGAUUGAAGGACCGAGCUGCUCGGGGAAAACUGAGCUGCUGUACCAUUUGUGUGUGAAUGCAUUGACGCGUCGCGACGCGUCAAUGCGUCCGCAGAUAAUUUACGUUAUCUCAAGCGAAUGGGACUGGGAUGACGAAAGGUUGUGCAUGUUGCUGCAGGAACGAAUCAAAAAGAACUGUCAGAAAACUCAGACUAUGCAAAAGACAGACGUUCAAUCACUUGUUGGUACACGUGUCAUCGUUCGUCGACCUACAACUUUUGACGAGCUCUUGGAAUGUGUACCAACGGUUGAUGAAUUUCUUCACCAAUUCACCCAACGCGAUGCGUCGGUCGCCUACGUCAUGCUCGAUGGACUUUCGAGUUUCUACUGGGACCUUCGCUUGUGUCCGGGAUACACCAAACAGCUCGCCAUGUUGCAGCAGCGACUAUCUCAACUAUCACUUGCUCUUGGGUGCCCGGUGGUUUGUACCAAUUGGUUCCUUGGUGGGAAACCGCAUCUCCGAACAUUACGGUAUCGUUCCGUGAACUUAGAACGACGAACAAACGGCCAUGUUGUUGCUGAAUGCCGUGCUUCUGCUCGUCGCUGUACAUUUACUCUCAGCGAAUCAGGUAUCAUGCUCGACGAUAACGACGCAUAAAUAGCUCACAGCAAACAACUAAGAUAUCGUUUGUCGGUUCCGGAUUAAGCGAAUCUCAUUUUCAAGUUCGUUUGUCUUCUUGUAUGCUCACUUGCGAUUUACCGACUGUACCCCAUGAUUGCUUAUUAUUUGCUGACUGUCGUUUGAUAAAUACCAUUUUAAUCAUGUGUAUAUUUAAUUUCCGCUUUCUCACCCCGCUAGAGCAUUAGCUUUUUCAGUAACGA